GUGCCCAUUGAAGAAAGGAUGAAAGGUGCCCGCCGCCUGGCGCUCCAGGCAGGUCUAGUGUUCCGCGGGCUUGGAAGGCAAGUUGGGCGGACAUUCCUCCGCUAACCGCCGAGUCCCGGGGUAGCGGGAAGCGAGAGCCCGGACAUGGACAGCCGCCUGCAAGAGAUCCGCGAGCGGCAGAAGCUACGGCGGCAGCUCCUCGCCCAGCAGUUGGGAGCCGAGAGUGCCGACAGCAUUGGUGCCGUGUUAAACAGCAAAGAGGAGCAGAGAGAGAUUGCUGAAACCAGGGAGACUUGCAGGGCUUCCUAUGAUACCUCUGCUCCAAAUGCCAAACGGAAGUCUCAGGAUGAAGGAGAGACAGAUGAGGACAAAAUGGAAGAAUAUAAGGACGAGCCUGAGAUGCAGCAGGAGGAGGAGAACCUGCCGUACGAGGAGGAGAUUUACAAAGACUCCAGCACGUUCCUCAAGGGAACACAGAGUUUAAAUCCCCAUAAUGACUACUGCCAGCAUUUUGUAGACACUGGACAUAGACCUCAGAAUUUCAUCAGGGAUGUAGGUCUGGCGGACAGGUUUGAAGAGUACCCCAAGCUGCGGGAGCUCAUCCGCCUGAAGGACGAGCUGAUAGCGAAGUCGAACACGCCGCCCAUGUACUUACAGGCGGAUAUCGAAGCCUUUGACAUCAGAGAGCUCACCCCCAAGUUCGAUGUGAUUCUUCUGGAACCCCCUCUGGAAGAGUAUUACAGAGAGACCGGCAUCACUGCCAACGAGAAGUGCUGGACUUGGGACGAUAUCAUGAAGUUAGAGAUCGAUGAGAUUGCGGCCCCUCGGUCGUUCAUUUUCCUGUGGUGCGGCUCCGGGGAAGGGCUGGACCUUGGGAGAGUGUGUUUACGCAAGUGGGGCUACAGAAGAUGUGAAGAUAUUUGUUGGAUUAAAACCAAUAAAAACAACCCUGGGAAGACUAAGACUUUAGAUCCAAAGGCUGUCUUCCAGAGAACAAAGGAGCACUGCCUCAUGGGGAUCAAAGGGACCGUGAAGCGCAGCACAGACGGGGACUUCAUCCACGCCAACGUCGACAUCGACCUGAUCAUCACGGAGGAGCCUGAGAUCGGGAACAUAGAGAAGCCCGUGGAGAUUUUCCACAUCAUCGAGCACUUCUGUCUGGGCCGGCGGCGCCUUCACCUGUUUGGAAGAGAUAGUACGAUUCGGCCAGGCUGGCUCACGGUGGGCCCCACGCUGACCAACAGCAACUACAAUGCGGAGACCUACGCGUCCUACUUCAGCGCCCCCAACUCCUACCUGACGGGCUGCACCGAGGAGAUCGAGAGGCUGCGCCCCAAGUCGCCCCCGCCCAAGUCGAAGGCCGACCGGGGUGGGGGCGCUCCCCGGGGCGGGGGGCGAGGAGGAACCGCUGCGGGCCGCGGACGCGAGCGGAACCGGUCCAACUUCCGCGGGGAGCGCGGUGGCUUCCGGGGGGGCCGCGGAGGUGCACACCGGGGCGGCUUUCCACCCCGGUAACCAGGCCGGUCCCUGCAGCCCCGGCCUCCCCCGCUGUGGCCGGGGCCUCCGUGGGCACUGCACAUGUAGUUCUGCAGGUGCCGCCUCCCCGCCAUGUCCACACCUGGACCCCAGGAUGCGCAGCACAGCACCUU
Messenger RNA from Myotis daubentonii (Daubenton's bat), 1649 nucleotides. RefSeq names its product methyltransferase 14, N6-adenosine-methyltransferase non-catalytic subunit (gene METTL14). Gene Ontology annotation, cellular component: RNA N6-methyladenosine methyltransferase complex; nucleus. Lineage: Eukaryota; Metazoa; Chordata; Mammalia; Chiroptera; Vespertilionidae. Gene Ontology annotation, molecular function: mRNA binding. The record is from RefSeq and is a predicted model, not a curated record. Gene Ontology annotation, biological process: mRNA modification.